This is a messenger RNA of Sorex fumeus (smoky shrew), 3840 nucleotides long. RefSeq names its product N-alpha-acetyltransferase 16, NatA auxiliary subunit (gene NAA16). The transcript is spliced from 20 exons. Gene Ontology annotation, cellular component: cytoplasm; NatA complex. Gene Ontology annotation, biological process: N-terminal peptidyl-methionine acetylation. Bases 133 to 2727 code for a protein of 864 amino acids. The record is from RefSeq and is a predicted model, not a curated record. Lineage: Eukaryota; Metazoa; Chordata; Mammalia; Eulipotyphla; Soricidae. Gene Ontology annotation, molecular function: protein-N-terminal amino-acid acetyltransferase activity; protein binding.
CUCCCCCACCCCCACCCCUCUUCCAACCAGGCCGAUGGUCUGACCCCGUCCGCCCCGCGCGGCCUCUCAGCAGCAGCGGCUCGCGGGCGCCCAGGCGCCGGCGCUGCCCAGCCUCCCCGCCGGCCGGCCGCGAUGCCGAACGUGCAGCUGCCGCCCAAGGAGAGCAACCUUUUCAAACGCAUCUUGAAAUGUUACGAACAGAAGCAAUACAAAAAUGGCCUCAAGUUUUGCAAGAUGAUUCUUUCAAACCCAAAAUUUGCUGAACAUGGAGAGACUUUGGCUAUGAAAGGAUUAACAUUGAACUGUUUAGGAAAAAAAGAAGAAGCUUAUGAAUUUGUUCGUAAAGGACUUCGUAAUGAUGUCAAGAGUCAUGUCUGUUGGCAUGUAUAUGGACUCUUGCAGCGUUCUGAUAAGAAGUAUGAUGAAGCUAUUAAGUGUUACCGAAAUGCCCUCAAAUUAGACAAAGAUAAUCUGCAAAUUUUGAGAGAUCUCUCUCUAUUGCAGAUCCAAAUGAGAGAUCUUGAAGGUUACAGAGAGACAAGAUAUCAGCUUCUUCAGUUACGCCCAACACAACGUGCUUCCUGGAUUGGAUAUGCUAUUGCAUACCAUUUGCUGAAGGAUUAUGAUAUGGCACUAAAACUAUUGGAAGAAUUUAGACAAACUCAGCAAGUUCCCCCGAAUAAAAUAGACUAUGAAUAUAGUGAACUGAUAUUAUACCAGAAUCAGGUGAUGCGAGAGGCAGAGCUAUUUCAGGAAUCUUUGGAACAUAUAGAAACAUAUGAGAAACAAAUAUGUGAUAAGCUUUUAGUAGAAGAAAUUAAAGGAGAAAUGUUGUUGAAGUUGGGAAGACUUAAAGAGGCCAGUGAAGUAUUCAAGAACUUGAUUGAUCGGAAUGCAGAAAAUUGGUCUUAUUACGAAGGUCUGGAAAAAGCUCUGCAACUUAGCACUUUAGAAGAGAGACUUCAAGUUUAUGAAGAAAUUAGUAAGCAGCACCCCAGAGCAAUUUCACCUAGAAGAUUACCUUUGAAUCUUGUCCCAGGUGAAAAAUUUAGAGAACUAAUGGAUAAAUUCCUGAGGAUUUACUUCACUAAAGGCUGUCCACCCUUGUUUACUACUUUGAAAUCUUUAUAUUACAAUACAGAAAAGAUUUCUAUAAUCCAGGAACUUGUGACUAACUAUGAAGCCUCUCUUAGAACAUGUGACUUUUUCAGUCCUUAUGAGAAUGGGGAGAAGGAACCCCCAACGACACUCCUCUGGGUUCAGUAUUUCCUGGCACAGCACUUUGAUAAACUUGGACAAUAUUCUUUGGCUUUAGAUUAUAUUAAUGCUGCAAUUGGUAGCACACCAACACUAAUUGAAUUAUUCUAUAUGAAAGCCAAAAUUUACAAGCAUAUAGGCAAUCUCAAAGAAGCAGUAAAAUGGAUGGAUGAAGCACAGUCUUUGGACACAGCUGAUAGGUUCAUCAAUUCCAAAUGUGCAAAAUAUAUGCUUCGAGCAAAUAUGAUAAAAGAAGCAGAGGAAAUGUGCUCCAAAUUCACAAGGGAAGGAACAUCUGCCAUGGAGAAUUUAAAUGAGAUGCAGUGUAUGUGGUUUCAGACAGAAUGCAUUUCAGCUUACCAGCGUUUGGGGAGAUACGGGGAUGCCUUGAAAAAAUGCCAUGAAGUAGAAAGGCAUUUUUUGGAGAUAACUGAUGAUCAAUUUGACUUCCAUACAUACUGCAUGAGAAAGAUGACUCUUCGUGCUUAUGUUGAUCUUUUGAGAUUAGAAGAUGUACUCAGAAGACAUGCCUUUUAUUUUAAGGCUGCUAGAUCAGCAAUUGAAAUAUACUUGAAGUUGUAUGAUAAUCCGUUAACUAAUGAGAGCAAACAACAAGAAAUAAAUUCAGAAAACCUGUCAGCUAAAGAGCUGAAGAAAAUGCUUAGUAAGCAGAGAAGAGCCCAGAAAAAGGCAAAAUUAGAAGAAGAAAGGAAGCAUGCAGAAAGAGAGCGUCAACAUAAAAGUCAAAAGAAAAAGAGAGAUGACGACGAAGAAGAAGCCAGUGGCCACAAAGAAGAACUUAUACCUGAAAAGUUAGAAAGGAUGGAGAAUCCAUUAGAGGAGGCUAUCAAGUUCCUAAUACCUCUUAAGACUCUUGUUGCUGAUAACAUUGAUACUCAUCUGUUAGCUUUUGAAAUUUAUUUUAGGAAAGGAAAAUUUCUAUUAAUGUUACAGUCUGUGAAACGAGCUUUUGCCAUCAACAGCAAUAACCCAUGGUUGCAUGAAUGUUUAAUUAAAUUUUCUAAAUCUGUGUCUGAUCAUAGUAAUCUUCCAGACAUUGUGAGCAAAGUUCUAUCUCAAGAAAUGCAAAAAAUAUUUGUUAACAAGAAUUUGGAAAAUUUCAAUGAGGAUUUUCUCAAACAUAAUGCUACCUCUCUUCAACAUUUACUUUCAGGUGCUAAAAUGAUGUAUUUUCUGGACAAGUCAAGGCAAGAGAAAGCAAUUGCUAUUGCCACUAGACUGGAUGAAACUAUAAAAGAUAAAAAUGUAAAGACUUUAAUAAAGGUUUCUGAGGCACUCCUUGAUGGCAGCUUUGGGAACUGUCAUUCCCAGUAUGAGGAAUAUAGGAUGGCCUGUCAUAACUUGCUUCCUUUUACAUCUGUUUUCCUGCCCGCUGUGAAUGAAGUUGAUGGCCAUAACGUGGCACUGAACCACACUGCUAACUGUGAUGUUUUGGCAAAUGAAAUAUGAAUCUUAUCAAAAGUUGACUCUUAGAAUUCAAAGCUGAAUUCAGAUAAAGGAUUUCUUUUCCAGGAUAUAAUGUAAUAUAGAUAUGGAAUGAAAUAAUUGGGUAGAAUUUUUUAAAUGGAGUAUUCCAUAAGGUUAUUUUAUUCUUUAUCUGACUGCCAAUUUACAUAAACAUGUUAAAAUUACCUGUUUGUACUUGUACAGUUUCUUAAACUCUGAAAUUAUUAGCAUUGUGAUAGGUGCUGUCACUUUUAUAUCAUAAAUGCGAAAUUUUUUUGUUAACCUAAGUUGUGUAUUUUGAUCCCUUAUUGGUUUAUUACUGAUUUUAUUUGCUUACUUUAUAAUUAAAGCAUAUCUGUCUUAACUGUUAAAGGCUAUAUGAAAUCCUUCCUGGCAAAUAUUGAUGUUUAUUUUAAAAUUUAAUUUGCCCUUUUCACCUUAAUUUCUUUCAUGAUUAUUAUUUCUUUCCUAAUAUACACAAAAAAAGUGAUACUUUCUAGUUAAAGAAAUUAUUCCAGGUAUACAUAGAUUAUUUGAAUGUAGGGGUUGGUUUACCUCUUAAUCAUUGAAAUUCACUAGUGGAUUUAUUGCAUAUUUAAGACCCAAAGGCAAGAACUUUGCUUUCUUGAUUAUGUUGCUUUGCAUGUUAACAAGUAGUUUCUAUCUGAGUGGUGCGCUUCUAGGGAGAGAAAGAGGGCAGAAUACAAAUGAUAAUAAAAUAGUCUUAUAGCCAUACAUUGACUAUUAAAAGCAUUUUUAUAGCAGCAGAAUGAGAAUGUACACCAUCAUUAGUUUAACCAUUAAAACAGUAUUGUUUAGUAAUAUGUUUUCUGGGAGGAUAAUAUCUGAGAGAAUUUUUUGUUCUGUCUUAUACAAAUGGCAGUAAUAGAAUAAUCUGAUGUUUGUUUCUGAAAUGUAAAUAUGUCUGUAAUGUUAAUACUUCCCUUUCAGGAAAAAGGAAUUCUACAAAGGGAGAUACUAUUUGGAUAAAAAGUUAUAAUUAAAAUGGUUUUCUUUUACUCUAAUCUAUUUAGAUUCUUAAUUAUUCAAAUAAAACAACCUCACUGUAAAAUAAUGCCACCAUAUAUAAUGCUGAAUAAAUUAUUUUGUACACAG